This is a messenger RNA of Musca vetustissima, 3057 nucleotides long. RefSeq names its product zinc finger protein 148. The transcript has 5 exons. The record is from RefSeq and is a predicted model, not a curated record. Gene Ontology annotation, biological process: regulation of transcription by RNA polymerase II. The coding region runs from base 1 to 3057 and encodes 1018 amino acids. Gene Ontology annotation, molecular function: DNA-binding transcription factor activity, RNA polymerase II-specific; RNA polymerase II cis-regulatory region sequence-specific DNA binding. Gene Ontology annotation, cellular component: nucleus. Lineage: Eukaryota; Metazoa; Arthropoda; Insecta; Diptera; Muscidae.
AUGAAAUCAUUGAAAAUGUUCCAUGAUAUUGCAACACCAGCCACUCCACCCUAUACCCCAGGUCCAUUGUGUGGUGGCGCCCAAUCAUCAUCAGCCACAGCAAAGGAUACCAGUAACUACAACCAAAUGAUGUCCACCAAUUCCAUGAACUGUAAUCUUAUGUCACCACCCUUGAGUGCGGCCAAAAGCCAGGAUCAUUUCCGCGGCUCCAUGUGCAACCUGAAAGCUUUCAACAGUGGUUGCAACUACAGUGAUUUUUCCACGGCCGAUGUCCAUUUCCCUGAUUUUUCACAAUUAUCCUUUUCCAAUGCUGAGACACCAACUUCGAUUUAUGGCAGUAGUUGUGGUACGGGAAAUGGUCUACAAUUUGAGGGUAAUAACUCGGCAAAUUAUGAUGAUGGUGAACAAUUAAAAAGGCAUUCCAUGGGUAGUUGUUAUGAGGAGGAAGUGAAAUAUGAAUCUCCAAGUGGCGGUAUGAUGGUGCAUACGCCGCAUUCCAGUUUUAAUCGUGAAGAUGUAUUUCGUUUUGAGCCGGAGGAUAUUGCCCGGCUCACGGAGAAUUCCCUGGCUCAGGCUCAACAACAACAGCAUCAAAUUGCCGAUUGUCAGGCCUACAACCUAGACAUUGAAUAUUACAAUUACGAUGAAAUCAAUUGCCAGUCAAAAGAACAAAGCCCCUGUUCCUCCCCACCCUUGGACCCCUGGAUGUCAUUGAAUCUCAGUGAAAAUCCUGCACAGCCACCAAGACAAGAAUCUCCCAAAAUUAUCAACACCAGUUAUGAAACCUCCUAUACACCUUCCUAUGAGCCCAGCAUUAAGCAAGAAAAUUCCACCACAAAAUUGCCAUCCAUGAUGUCCACCUUUGGAACACCCAAAUAUGAACCCCUCAACAGUUUCACCUACAAUGAAUAUGAAAUUAACUACACUCCCUCAUCGGGAUAUAAUAAUUUCAAUGCCCUCACAGAAGAUUUUGAAAAUUGUAAUAUGUUAAAUUUGGAAAAGCCACAUCGGGAUCAUAAGGUCAUCUGGACCAUCGAUGAAUUGGAUGAAAUAAAUGAUUUCGCCAAUCCACCACAAAUGAUGAGCACAAAUCAAUAUGACAGCAGUUACUUUAAUCAAAGUACCGAACGUACCGAUGAGGAAGAGGAAUUGGAGCACUAUGGUGAUUUGUUGGAACAUGCUGUUGGUGUCGAGGAGGAAGAAGAUGUUUUCUCUGCACCCCUGGAAGAUAAUGAUGAAGUAUUUUUGUUGGAGAAGCCUAAGGCCACCAAACAAAGACGUAAACGUUCGAAUAAUUGCCGUAGUUCAGCAUCUGCCAGUAAUCAAGUGCUUGAAGGUGGGGCUGAAGAAUUAUUACCCGAAUUUAUCCAAGGACCCAUGGUAUGUUUGUGGACCGAUUGCAAUGAAGAAUUCCCCAACCAGGCCGAAUUUGUUUGUCACAUUGAAAAGAAACAUGUUGACGUGAAACGUGGUGAAGAUUUCUCAUGCUUUUGGGUCGAUUGCCCUAGACGCUAUAAGCCUUUUAAUGCUCGUUAUAAGCUGCUGAUACAUAUGCGUGUGCACAGUGGCGAGAAACCGAAUAAGUGUCCGUUCCCUGGUUGCAACAAGGCCUUCUCUCGUUUGGAAAAUUUGAAAAUCCAUCAACGUUCCCAUACUGGUGAACGUCCAUAUGGCUGUCAAUACAAAGGUUGCUUGAAGGCUUUUAGCAAUAGCUCCGAUCGGGCUAAACAUCAAAGGACUCAUUAUGAUACGAAACCCUAUGCCUGCCAACUACCCGGUUGCACCAAGCGUUACACCGACCCAUCCAGCUUGCGUAAGCAUGUGAAAAAUCAUGCUCUACGCAAUGCCAAUGGUCAUUUGGGACGUAGGAAAUCCACCACUUCGGCUGGGGCUAAAAAGUCCACCACCACACCCAAGACUCGGCGUCAUUCGGAAUCAUCGUUGGUGCAAACAAAAAACGGGGGUAAAAAUAAAAUCCCCUCUACACCAGUAAUGCUCAGCAAUAACACCACCACCCCCUCUACCAGCAGCACUACCACCCAUAAGCCAAGAAGUAAUAGCUGCAGUGAAAUGUCUUUGGUCAAUAACAAUUAUCACAAUAAACAAACUGUGAAUAUAUACAACAAUUCCAAUAUGCAACAAGAGCAACAGCAGCAACAACAAAAUAUCCUUAACGACACACAAUUGCAAUUGGCCACAACAACGGCUAAUCGCAAUUCAAUGAACUUUAAUGAGUUGUCCAAUUGUAUUGUGACCAUUGAACAUGGAGAGGUGGCAGAGAAUGGUAGCGGCAGUGGUGCCACAAUGACCACAUAUAAUUUGACUGCCACAAAUCGUCGCAACAGCAGUGACAGUGUGAUUAGCAAUAGCAGUAAUGGUAGCAUUCUUAGCAAUGCCAGUAUCAAUCAAAUCAAUGAAUUCCAACAAAUGUUGCAACAACAACACCAUCAUGCAUCUGCAAAUGAGAACCAAACAAAUGUGGUAACAACAACAGCGGCAUCGAACCCAUGUGAUAUGUUACAAAGUGGCAGCAACAACCCCCAGGCCACAAAUUCGUUUAGUGGCCAGGAGUCGCAAACAACAACAACAACAGCCACCGCCACCAUUGAAGCAAAUACUGGAAAUUCCUGUGAGUCCAACUCUAAUGAUGAAUCUGAAUAUGUUUCAUUUGAGUAUGUUAAAAAGUUGCUAUGCGAAACCUUUGAUUGUAUGGGUGAUGCCGAUGCUGAUGAGACUCCAGCUGGUGCUGCCGAUGAAAGCAAAAUAUCAAACCUGGAUGCCAGCACCACAUCAUUAACAGCAACAACUGAUGUUGUUGUUACGGCAACCAGUGCGGCUACCAUUGGGGCUAGUAUCGUUGUCAUUAGUGGCGAUAAACAAAAGAACAUAGCAACAACUACAACAACCGCAUCUACUAACACACCAACAAUGACAGCUAAUGAAAUUGUUGUUGGCAGCAAUGAAAAUGUACAAGCCGUAGUGUCGUCGAAUGACAUCGAUGAUGAUCAGGAAUUUGCCAAACAUUUUGAUAUGGAUUAUUUGGAAAGUUUUAUGUAA